UAUCUAUAAUUGAAAAAAACUGUAGUUUGGUUUCCAGUCUAGCGUGUAGGAUGUGUUGCUAAUCGUUGUUCCGCUAAAGUGACAUUUAUUUUUGAGAUAGCAUGCAGCUAAUGUUAGCAUGUUUCCAGAGCAAAACAAUGGAUGUUACAGCACCGUCCUAAGUUAGCUCUAACUACAUGAUGCUUAAGACACAAUGCUAUAGUUGGUCUAUUAAGUGUCGACCUGAGAGAUGUUAAAACAUGCAAUACGAAAUAGGGACUUUUUUCUAACAGGGAAUAACGUUACAAGUCGCAAUACACAGCUUUACACAUAUUUAUAACACAAAGUUAUCGCGAGGUUUUAACCGUGUCACGUUAGUAAACACAAAAACAGUAGAUGUAGUUAGCAUAAUUGAUAGGUUGCAUUCUGUCUUAAAAAAACAGUAUAUAUUUAACAGUCAUUUAAACUGGGUUAACAUAUUAGAUAAUCUAAUUUCACCUUUUUAACAAUUGUAGCUUCAUUUUGAGAUGGUUGUCAACCUGUGACGUCAUGAUGUUGGUUGUCUACUGUUUUAUCAUCAGCUGUUACUCUUAAAUCUAGUCCACAUUUAUAACAAGUGACAGCAGCACUGACAACCACUUACUAAAUGGAAAAGAAGGAACCCAAAACUAUAAAGCGAUGCAAGGGGGGUCACUUUUGUAUUGCCCCUGGAUGCAACAAUAAUUUUUAUAGAGUCAAAACCCAAGGAAAAAUUGUCCACUUUCAUGCUUUACCAUUUAAGCGCGAAGAAGUUCUUCGUCGUUGGGUAGUUGCACUGAAGCGAGAGAGUACUCCAGUUCGUCCUGGAGCUAGGGUUUGUAGCGAGCACUUUGUAGAUGAGGACUAUGUGAAGGAGAAGGCCUUUCAGUUGGGUGUAAAGGUGGUUCGCCGGACCAAUAAACUGAAGUCCGAGGCUGCUCCCUCUGUGUUUGGGGGUGCAGACCAUCCAACCCAACCUGCUAGCAAUGAAGUAGCUGCGAGCCGUCAGGAACAAUCGCAACGAUUCGCCCGCCUGGUUGAGCAGAGAGAGCAUCCACAGAGAGUCAACGUUCACAUCCUUGAAGAGAGACCCAUAACAUUAUCAGCAGCCAUGGAUUCACCAGUGACCCAGCUGUCAGUCAUGUGUGAGGUCUGUGGAACUUACUUUGAGACUCGUAAAGGGCUCUCCAGCCACGCCCGCCUCCACCUACGGCAGCUCGGUGUGACGCUGUCUGAAAGCAGCGGCGCUCCCAUCGAACUCCUCUACCAGCUCAUGCAGGAGAGAGGAGGCUCUCUUCCGGAUUUUAAAGCAGACUCCUCUGAAACCGGGGCGACCCCACCCCAAAAAACAACCAAGCAGGAGACCGGGACACCUUCCGCACCAGAGGACAGCAGUGACUCCUCCAAAUCAGGGAGCAGAGUCAUGACUAAAAAAAUGGACCACAGAGCAGGGGAAGGCAGCAGCUCAUCGUCAGGGCAACAAAACCCAACCAAGCCAAUGUGGGCACCACUGCCAACGGACGCUCCCAUCAGCUUAGCUUCAGUCACCAAAAAUGAGGUCCACGUGUGCCAACUCUGUGGCUGCUGGUACGGGACACGCAAAAGCUUGUCGGGUCACGCUCGGACCCAUCUGCGCCAGAUUGGAAUCCCUGAGAGCGACAUCAAGGGAAGCCCAAUUGAUUCUGCUUUACCAGAUUAUGAAGGAGGAGGACUUCAAGCCCAUCAGCAGCGAGGGGAAACCGGGGGAGCUCACCUCAAACAGCCCCUCCACAUCCACCUCCUCCAAACGGCCCUCGAUUCAAUCACCUCCAUCCAGCAAACGGCUAAAACCGUCGGAGAACUUUACCUGUAUUCUGUGUGGGGAGGAGUUUGAGAAUCGUAAAGGCCUGGGAAUCCACGCACGCGCUCACCUGCGUCAGAUGGGAGUGGUUGACCUGCAGGGGAAAAGCUCUGCGAUUGACACCAUCCAGGAGCUGGUCAGCAGCGGCAUGCUAGAAGCCAAAUUCCAAAGGAACAGUACAACCAGCUUGUCUGCAGCGUCCCUCCCCUCCACAUCCCUCUCCCCAAGCCCUGCGAAGUACCCUCGCACUCCUAUAGCCCCAAAGGCUAAGAAAGGCUUUCGGCUAGCGGUGGACCCCCUUCAUAGGAAGCCCAAGCCGGAGCCCGUGGAGGUUGAAGUGUCUGUUGAAGCGCAGAGAUCCAGCACUAACAGCGAGUCUUUCACGCAGAAGACACCUGCUGCGCCAAAGACUCUUAUCGCAGGUGUAGAAUCUCCGCCCACAGUCCUCUGUGAUUACUGUGGCCAGCUGUUUGAAACCCGCAAAGCUCUGUCCUGCCACGCCCGCGCCCAUCUGCGCCAGCUCGGAUUCUCCUGGUCCAUCAAAUCUUCUCCCAUCGAUCUCCUCAAAGAGAUCAUGAUGCGUGGUGAAGAAGGAAAGAAAGUGACUGCCGCCUCCUCGGGCAAACCCUCAUGGACCCCCCAGGGCUCCAGACGGUCCCUGGACAGCCUCCAGUCAGGGGAAGCAGCCCACACCUCCUCCUCACCUGUGGAUUACUCCAUGAGAGAGAAAUCCUCGACGGGCAGGAGCUGGACCUCACUCAACGAUGCAUCCUGUGAGCUUUGUGGCUUUCGCUUUGAGAACCGAAAGGCCCUGGCCAGUCACUCGCGGGCCCACCUCCGACAGCUGGGGAUCAUGGAGUGGAAGACGGACGGAGCGAGCUCGCCCAUCGAUCUCCUCAGUGAGUUGAUCCGGACGGAGCCGGCCAAGGUCGCAGCUCUAACCAGCCGCUAUCGUUCGGGAGACUUUUUCAUCAAGAAGUCCCAGAAGGGUGCUGCUUCGCCCUCUCUGUCCACAGACUCUGACUCUGUGCCCGGCAGCAGCCUGAGGCCUUCAGGAGGCAGAGAGAACGCAGAAUUAUCCAGACACUCACACAGCCACACACGAACUCCUGCGGCCCAUCGCCGCGACCCUGGCCAGCGCUUCCCAAGGGGGGUCCAUCCACCAAGACGUGUUGUGCCUGCAGGAGGAGAAAAUCGGGACACCAAUUCCCAGCAGCCACCACGGUCAGGCAGCAUCCCUGCUAUGCUGCCAAAACCUCCACUAACACCACUGGUCAAACUGGUGGGGAAAGUCUACUCGCUCAAGUGCAGGUUCUGUGAAGAAGUGUUUCAUGGCCCUCUGUCGGUCCAGGAGCGCUGGAUCACACACCUGCAGAAACACAUCCUGUCCCUGGGCUACAAAGGCAAAGCGUCUCCACCUGCUGCACCUGUGGCAGCUCCAGCUCUCGUCCAUCCAGUCGCUGUGUAGUCCCAAAGUCUUUAUGAAAUUCACAUUAAACUAGGUGAACAUUUUUAAACGUCACGGCAGAGUCAGGAAGUCUUUAUGUCUACUUGAGGCAAUACAUUGUCAGUUAAAAAAGUGCAAAAUAGAUUUUCCUUUUUUUGUCCUAGAGAGGGCAGGCAUGAGCCUUAUGAGGAUAGCAGCAGAACAUAAUCAACUCAGGUGAAAUCCACUGGAUCACAUUAUCGUAUGUUUUUUAGACAAAAUAUCCAAGGCCGGUGAAUCCCUACUGAUGUGCGGUGCUUUCUUCCUCCUGCUGAUAAUGCAUACCAUUGGUAAAGAUGUUGUUAAUGUGUUUGAAUGUGAUUCAAUACUUGUCAUUUCCCACACUGAGAGAAUAAUCCUGAUUUCACUGUGAUAAAUAUUAUCUCCUUAGUGUGCUUUUCAAUUGAGUCUUGUUUUACACAUUUAUUUUUUUACAAUAAAAUCCGGAAGACUUAUUUUUUCGCAAAUUGAUAUUUUAUGAACAACCAAACACUGAAAGGGAGGCCCAAAAAUGUAACUUGUGAAAAGAAAAUAUAGAAGGUUAUUAGAAAUGUAAUGUACUGAAAGCCUCAAAUGUCUUGACCAUAGAGACCCAGUGUUUCUAUUAUUUCCUUCAGAUGUAAAUGCAAAUAAUGAACUGCGUUUCUUGUCUUUUUACGUUUUUUUCUAACACUAUGUUAUUAAACUGUGCGUUUGUAUUUAACGAUAAA
Molecule: messenger RNA, 4033 nt
Organism: Trematomus bernacchii (emerald rockcod)
Lineage: Eukaryota; Metazoa; Chordata; Actinopteri; Perciformes; Nototheniidae
Product: protein Wiz-like
Exons: 9
Coding region: 1551-3305 (584 amino acids)
Biological process (GO): regulation of transcription by RNA polymerase II
Cellular component (GO): nucleus
Molecular function (GO): RNA polymerase II cis-regulatory region sequence-specific DNA binding; DNA-binding transcription factor activity, RNA polymerase II-specific
Source: RefSeq, a predicted model, not a curated record